UUAUCUUUAUUAUGUAUGGUUUUCCAUAAAACAUCACUGUUAAUACAUUUUUGGUUAAAAUGUAUGUGUUUGCUUUUUUUUUUCUUUGCCUUUAGAUCACAUCGCAAGUGUUUUAUUUGUAGAGAAAGGAUGUCUCCUCUGCGGAUACAUGGAUUCAUACAAAUUUGGAGCAAGAAGACUGGAACGACUGGGUUGAAAGAAGCACUCAUUGAAACAGAGGAAGGAGAAAAGGACAUUAAACUAGUGGUAAUUUUCAAAUCUACAGAAUCAAUAAGGGUUUUUCAGUUGAGUAAUAAUAUUAGAAGUGUGGUCCUUAGACAUUGUGAAGAAAGACAAAGCCACCUGCAUUUAACUUUGCAAAACAAUAUCGCCUUGCUUAUUGACAAAUUAUCCUUCCACGAUGCUGAACAGCUGAAGAUGUUCCUGGACUUAGCCCAUCAAAACAAAUUUCAACAAUCCAAAAGCAGGAAUGCAAAGAAAGGAACUGACAAAACUUUAUUUUACAAAAAGUGUUAUGAGCCAAGUUAUAGAUCCUUUCAUACUGAAAAAGGAAAUGGAAUGCCUUUCCCUCAGAAAAUGCCUUUGUUAAAGCCAAAAUCAUCAACACUUGUCAACAAAGCAUUCUUAGAAAAUCGAGGUGAAAAGAGGAAAAAACUGCUAUCACCUUAUGUAGAGACGAAUGACGACUGUCUGAAAGAAAGUGACCUUACGCUAAACAAGAAAUUGAAGGUGGGUUCCUCCAAGCAUGUAACAAGCAAUAAGAAGGAACCAUCCAGUUUAAAAGACUUAGAAAAAGAUAGAAAUUUGAAACUUGGAUCUUCAUUCAAGCCCAACUCUAAUAGAAAUCCCAAUGAAGAGACGACUGUUCCUUCCACCCAGACUUUCUCUGCCCAAACAGGUUGGGCAUUUCCAUCGGAAAAAGAGCAUAGCCAGGAUGACCCAAGAUGGAAUAACACCCAAGUGUCCUUUGACCAUCACACUGAGAAACUGUGGAAAGGUUUCCCCAAUUUGGGAAACACCUGUUACAUGAAUGCAAUUUUACAAUCACUAUUUGCGGUUCCAUCAUUUGCUAAUGACUUACUCAUGCAAGGUCUCCCGUGGGAGAAAAUCCCCUCUGAUAGUCUUAUUAUGUCCCUCAGCAUGCUGUUCGCUUUGAAAGACAUUUGUAAUAGAGAGACCCAGAAAGAAUUACUUGUAAAUGUUAAAAAUGCCAUCUCAGCAGUUGCUGAGAUAUUCUCUGGCAACGUGCAGAAUGAUGCUCAUGAGUUUUUAGGUCAGUGUUUAGACCAGCUGAAAGAGGACGUUAAAAAAUUAAAUUCUCGUUUGGAGGCUGUGAGGGAACCUGGGGCUGAAAAUUCAUCUCCACGGAUGUAUGUUGGUAACGCUGUCACCAAAGUGUUUGUUUGUCCUGUUGUUGCUAAUUUCGAGUUUGAAUUGCAGCUCUCUAUUACUUGCAAAGCUUGUAGUCACACCGUUCUCAAGACAGAACUGAACAAUUAUCUCUCCAUCAACCUGCACCAGGAAGAAAAAACGCUUCCUUUGUCUGUUCAAGAUUCUUUUGAUCUUUUCUUUAAAGCAGAAGAACUUGAGUAUCACUGUGAGAUGUGCAAGCACAAUAGUUCCGUUGCAAUGCACAGAUUUAGUAGGCUCCCCAGGGUCCUAAUUGUUCAUCUGAAACGCUACAGCUUCAACGAUGCUUGGUUGCUGGUGAAGAAUGACCAGCAAAUUUAUAUUCCCAAAUAUUUACACUUAUCCUCUCAUUGCAAUGAAAGGACCAAAUCACCUCUUCCCUUGAGCGUGCCUGUUGGGGACCACAAGGCCCUGAAAGGUUCUCAGGAGUUAAGUCCUGAGAUCAUCAGCCUAUUGACACUAUUGGCGAAGCCAACCUCAGAAUCAAGUGAUUCUCUGGUUCUACACGUUGCACCAGAGAAGAAUGCUGACCUACAAAGAUUCCAGAGAAACCGUGAAGCAGUAAAUCAAGAACAUCAUCAGAGAGAUCUGGAAAAUGGCUCCCAGCCACAGUCAAAACUGGUAAACUCUGAAGAUAAAACGGUCAGUGAAAAGGAGCUGCCAGUGGCUGACUCAGUGGUGGAGCAGGGAGACGACUGGCUCCCCGCGGCCUGUGAGGACGAGGGCAAGCCUGCUGGCAGCCCAGGCACACAUCUCACGGGGAUCCGUCUCCAAGAGGCGCCUGGAAAUCCAGAACUUAAGAAAUAUGAGGAAACCAAUACAUCUGUAGAGUUAGAUUUGGACACUAUCACUGAGUCUCCCAGUGGCCUUUAUGAGCCUAAGGGAAUCAGGAUCCCAGAAGGAUCUCAAGGAACGGCUGGGGAGCUCCAGCAGUGUACUGAGAGGAGAACCAAUGAGGAAUCCCUUCAGCAGGCAUUACUUCCACCUCCCGGGCGUCCUUCUAGGAAGCCGGACACCCAGGAACAUGCCGAGGAGGCCCUCGGUAGAUCCGCAGAAUUAAGACUUCAGAAGGCUAACUCGAGUCCCCUUGGUGCGUUGGCUUCUGCUAAGAGCCCCGGAAACAAAGCCACGUUAGAGAUGGAGAACACAGAAGCUGAAGCCAAGGAGCCAAAAGGAAAUGUGAAGAUGACAGGUGCUCUUCAGGCCUACAGGCUCGUCAGUGUGGUCAGCCACAUCGGGAACUCUGUUGCUUCCGGCCAUUACGUCAGCGACACUUACGACUUUCAGCAGCAGUCCUGGUUCACAUGCAAUGAUCUGCGGGUUUCGGAAAUCCCAGAGGCUCGGAUUCAGGAAGCCAGGCUUCGCUCAGGGUACAUCUUCUUUUACAUGCACAAUGAGGUUUUUGAGGCAUUUGAAAAAGGCAGAGAACUCUCAGCUACUUAGCACACGGGCGGGAGUGAUUCCUCAGGGGGAGUAAGAAGAUGCCUCUUGCAGGGACCUGCUCGGCACCCCCCUCAGCCCCUGCUUCAUCCACGGAAGGAAAGUCCUGCACUCUAAUCAGAAUGAAGAAGGAACAGACAGACCCAACAAGAAACACUUAUUAUGGGGAAAUAUCUGCUUUAACUGCUUCAGACGCCUGGCUCCCAGAAUUCAGGCUGAUAUUCAUCAUUCUCGCCUACAAGACUAGCAUGGGCUUUCGAUGUUUGAUACAGUGGUUUUCAACAUGUUGUUCUUGAACCAGCAACAUCAGCAGCUAGGGACUGAUUAGACAUGAAAAUUCUUAGGCCCCACUUCAGAGCAAUUGACUCAGAAGCAGGAGGUGGGCCCAGCAGUCCGUGGGAGGUUCAGAUGUUCCCGAGAGUCAGGGCGCCACUGUGUUGAUGUGCAGCGCGUCUUGAUGGAUUUUGCCGCUGUAUAAAUUGUUUGUUGUGUAAAUUGUGCAUGUUUUGUAAAUUACACUAAAAAUAAAUAAAUCACAUUUUUUGUGUGUUCCUUUGUUUCAUCCUGCUAAACCUGAGGCUGGAGCUGCCCCAAAAGUGGCAGCAGGGGAGUUCCCACAAGGCAGUGCUCCAAGCUGCCCCGCAUGGGCACAGCCGGAUUCCCAGAAAGAGGCUGAACCCCAGGGUGAUCAGUCCACAGCGUUUAUGGGGGAACUGACAGAGUGCUGCAGUGCACCCUCAGGUGGACAGUAAGAGAAGAAAGGAUGUUCCACCUAAGUAUGUCCACAGCAAGAGGGUCAGGACAUGGAGUUUUGGGGAGGGUUUAAGGAAUUUGGCUGAUGCCAGGGCCAGUUUCUUUUAGUGUUUUGGGCAAAAACCUAGAUAUCUUUAUCAGUGCCUGGGAAUGUUCAAGGCCCCAGUUUGGGUUCGAGCUUCCUGGGAAAAACCUGCAACUGGUGGUCACAGAGAGGUCAAGAAACUCUGCAAUUUUCAAUCAGGAUAUGGAAAGAAAGUGGGGAGAACUGCGGAUCCUACACCCUUGAAUUCAUGAAUGCCUUUCCCUUGUAAACAUGUUAAAAUAAAACCAACCAAUGCAUGUACCAUUGUUCGGCUUCCACACGUGUUUGUAACUGGUCACCGAUAAAAUUUGCUACCAUUGAAUCAAGUGUAUUCCAACAUCCUUCCAGGAAUGGCAGGAAAUGAGGUCAAGGUCACAGAGAAAACACAGUAUAUGAAAUGGUCUCUGAGGGUGAUUUUGUAAAUUGAAAAGCACUCUAAAGUGUUGCUGGUGCUAUUAAUAUGAAUAAGACCAUAAACCCAGCCUCACAGAUGUACAACACAGCCUGGCAGCCAAGGCGCAGACAGUCUAUAAAGAACCCAGUAUCGAUAGGCCACGUGAACAGAUGAACGGAAUUUAGGAGGAUUCGUGGGUGCAAAGAGAUAAGAAAAGCCUGGUGAUGUACAGCGUGCGGUGCAAAAUUAGGUAGAGACGUGCGGGAAAGAUGAGAAAAGCAAUCAGAAAUAUAUGCACAGGAUUUGUUAAAACAUGCCUUUUAGCAUUUAAGGGGAAAGAAGAAAAGUACUGUUCAGAAAAGAAA
Molecule: messenger RNA, 4447 nt
Organism: Microcebus murinus (gray mouse lemur)
Lineage: Eukaryota; Metazoa; Chordata; Mammalia; Primates; Cheirogaleidae
Gene: USP29
Product: ubiquitin specific peptidase 29
Biological process (GO): G1/S transition of mitotic cell cycle; protein deubiquitination
Cellular component (GO): nucleus; cytosol
Molecular function (GO): cysteine-type deubiquitinase activity
Source: RefSeq, a predicted model, not a curated record